CCAUAUUGACAAUCCAAGCCAAAAUUGACACUCACACAUUAAAAACAUCACUAUAGUCUUAACCAAAUUAUACAUUUCUUCAAUCAAUGGCUUUCACUCCUCAUGAAUACGACGGUCACAGCCUCUUUUCCAAUGAAUUCAUCAAUUCUUCUCUUAUUAAUAAUCCUCUCCCAGGCGCAAAUAAUACUAGCACCUUACCAAUUUGCACGUCUUCACAAGCAAAUUUAAUAACCUCCAGCUCUCUUUAUGAUCACAACAAUGAGCAGCUACUCAAUAUUAAUUCACUGGCUCAUGAUCAUUAUGUGCCACCAUCAAUUUCAAUGAUGCCCUGGUUCCCGGAGAGGCUAGGGGUUUCGGACAUGACGGUGCCGGUGCUACUACCUGCGUCGUCUAAUUCGAGCGACUAUUCUUUUAAUAGUACUACUCAUCAUCAGGUUUAUAGGGUCGACAAUAACAACAACAAUAAUAAUAAUGGAUGCAGCGGCCAACACGAGGGUACUUGUGAAUCUUGGGAUGAAACUACUGAUCAUGGAUUUGAAUCCAACUUCUGGUCCCCUUGUCCUCUCACUACCUCCAACAAUUGGGGGGCUCGAAGGGAAACAAGUCCAAAAAUCAAAGAAGCACCGGCGAUGAAGAUCGGCAGGUAUUCAGAAGAGGAGAGAAAGGACAGAAUUCUCCGAUAUCUGAAGAAAAGAAAUCAGAGGAAUUUCAACAAAACUAUUAAGUAUGCUUGUCGCAAAACACUAGCGGACAAACGUGUUCGAGUUCGUGGAAGAUUUGCUAAGAAUAAUGAAGCCUGCGAUGAUGAGGUCCUCAUGAAGGGGAAUGUUAAUUUUCAUGGAGACAAGGAUAUUUGCUACGAUAAUCAUUUAAUCCAGAUGAAACAUGGUGAUCAUUAUAAUGAGGAGAAUUGGUUAGAAGAGGCAAUUAUCACAAACCUUAUGUAUAAUAUACCUUAUAUAGGCAGCUCCUAUGAUGGAGGAAUGUCAGUCGAACGUUUCAUGAGCUGAUAUCACUUCAGCAAUUUGUUUAUUACUACUUAAGUCACUAAUUUAUUAUAAAGUUGAUGUACUAAUUAUUUCUGAA
Lycium ferocissimum is the source of this 1086-nucleotide messenger RNA. RefSeq lists its product as uncharacterized. The record is from RefSeq and is a predicted model, not a curated record. The transcript has 4 exons. Gene Ontology annotation, biological process: regulation of flower development. Lineage: Eukaryota; Viridiplantae; Streptophyta; Magnoliopsida; Solanales; Solanaceae. Bases 87 to 1010 code for a protein of 307 amino acids. Gene Ontology annotation, cellular component: nucleus. Gene Ontology annotation, molecular function: protein binding.